AUGCGCGUAACUUCCAUCUGCGCCGCCGUCGAGAUCGGUUUCCGCUUCGUCGGAAUCUGGCCGGGUUUGUCGUACGGAACCUUCACUUGGUCCGCGUACAUGACGAGCGCGGUGAUCGCGCUGUAUUUUCAAUACGUUUACAUUCUCCAUCAUUUCGAUGUGAAUAACAUCUCGAUCCUAAUCGACGCGCUCAGUCUAACGUUGACGUACAGCCUCGGCUUUCUCAAGCUGAUCUCCCUCUGGUCGAAUCGUAGGAUAUUUUACAACAUUCUGCUGGCCAUGAACCGAGACUGGGGCGAAGUCGCUCGAGACGACCGAUUGGUAGUGUGCGUAAUGACGAGCAACGUCGCUUGGUCGCGACGUUUCUCGAACGCGCUGAUCAGCAUCAACGCCACCGCCGCAAUUUCUUACGCCGUGACUAAUUUCAUGGGACAUUCAAACGAUCCUGAGCGAGACUCCAACUUUAGUACGAAAGUGUUACCUAUAAAGAUGGAAUUGCCGUUCGAAGUCGAAAAGUCUCCGCUCUUCGAGAUCAUAGCUAUCGCUCAGACUGUUCACGAAGUGUCGAUGGCCGUCUUGGUAGCGAUGAUGAAUUCCUUAAUUGUUACAUUGGUGCUACACGUAAGUGGACAGAUCGAUAUUCUUCGCCAGAAAUUACUGACGCUUUGUAACGGCGAAACUCUGCAGCGCGAGUCGAUUGUCACGAACAUCAAGCUUUUGAUCGCGCGACAUCAGAGAAUAAUAUCGUUUUCGGAUAACAUCGAAGCGCUCUACUCUCAUAUAGCGUUGAUGCAAUUUCUGGCAAAUACCUUAGUCAUCUGUUGUAUCGGCUUGACGAUAAUGAGCUCUUUCGCUACGGAUAAAAAUACGGUAGCAUUAUUAAAAUCUGCUAUUUUUUACCUCGCCGUAACCUUAGAAGCGUUUAUCUUUUGUUUCGCCGGAGAAUAUCUCAGCGCUAAGAGUAAAUCAAUCGGCGACGCGGUGUAUGAGUCGCUCUGGUAUAACAUGACACCCGGUGAAUGUCGAUUUGUAUUAUUUGUAAUAUUAAGGUCGCAAAAAAGACUGACGAUCACCGCUGGUAACAUUAUGGAUCUCUCUCUGGAAGGAUUUACCAGCGUGAUGAAAGCAUCCGCUUCUUACAUAUCGGUGCUACAUGCAAUGUAUUAG
Molecule: messenger RNA, 1167 nt
Organism: Pseudomyrmex gracilis
Lineage: Eukaryota; Metazoa; Arthropoda; Insecta; Hymenoptera; Formicidae
Product: odorant receptor 30a-like
Exons: 6
Coding region: 1-1167 (388 amino acids)
Biological process (GO): sensory perception of smell; detection of chemical stimulus involved in sensory perception of smell
Cellular component (GO): plasma membrane
Molecular function (GO): odorant binding; olfactory receptor activity
Source: RefSeq, a predicted model, not a curated record